CGGCUCCCUUCUUUAGAAGCCAUUUUGGACUCGGUUCAGUUUGGUGUUUCUUUAAUUAUUAAAACAACCACCCCCAAACAAAUCACUUCAGCAAACCUCCCCUCCCGCCGCCGCCUCCUCCUCCUCCUCCUCCUCCUUCUUCUUCUUUGAUUUGUCUCUCUUUUAUAUUUUUCUUCCCCCUGCCCGUGGCAUCUCCCGCCCCAGCCUCUGCUCCCGCCGCCCCCUCGCUCCGCGCCCCGCGCAGCCCGCGAUGCCGCGGCUCAGCCCCCCGACGCCGCCAGCCCCCCAACGCCGCUCCGCGCCCGUUCCGCGCCUCCUCCGCGGCCUCUCGCCUGGCGCCCCGCAGCCGCCCUGGAUGCGGGGUCCGUAACCUUGCAAAGUUUCGCUGCCGCCGGCGCUGGGAGUGCGUGCGCUUUGCGGAGGCUGUCCGUCCGUCCGUGUCUAGGAGCACACGAGGAGAAGAAAGUAAAGGAAUAUGAUUGCUUCGUGGCUGACUUUCGCCUUGCUUUGUGGAACUUUCUGUGCAGGACCAGGCCAUGGGGAGGCUGAGACAAGAGAAUGCAUUUACUACAAUGCUAACUGGGAGUUGGAGAAGACGAACCAGAGCGGUGUGGAGCGCUGCGAGGGUGAGAAAGACAAGAGGCUGCACUGCUACGCCUCCUGGAGGAACAACUCGGGCUCCAUUGAGCUGGUGAAGAAAGGCUGCUGGUUAGAUGACUUCAACUGUUAUGACAGGCAGGAGUGUGUAGCCACGGAAGAAAAUCCUCAAGUGUUUUUCUGCUGCUGUGAGGGCAACUACUGCAAUGAGAAAUUUACACAUUUGCCUGAAGUCACUGGCCCAGAAGUCAUAUAUGAGCCGCCCCCACCAACACCCUCCCUGCUCAACAUCCUGGUGUACUCACUGCUGCCCAUCGCUGUCCUCUCCAUGGCCAUCCUCUUGGCCUUCUGGAUGUAUCGGCACCGCAAGCCUCCUUACGGCCACGUCGACAUUAACGAGGACCCUGGCCCGCCACCUCCUUCUCCCCUAGUUGGCCUAAAGCCUCUUCAGCUCUUGGAGAUCAAGGCAAGAGGACGUUUUGGCUGUGUGUGGAAGGCUCAGCUGAUGAAUGACUAUGUAGCAGUGAAAAUCUUCCCUAUUCAGGAUAAGCAAUCUUGGCAGAGUGAGAGGGAGAUUUUCAAUACUCCUGGCAUGAAGCAUGAAAACCUUUUGCAGUUUAUCGCAGCAGAGAAAAGAGGGACAAACCUAGAGACAGAGCUCUGGCUGAUCACAGCUUUCCACGACAAGGGCUCUCUGACGGACUACCUGAAGGGUAAUAUUAUCAGCUGGAACGAGCUCUGCCAUGUGGCAGAAACAAUGGCCCGUGGCUUGUCCUAUCUUCAUGAAGAUGUCCCUUGGUGCAAAGGUGAAGGACACAAACCUGCCAUAGCGCACAGGGACUUCAAGAGUAAAAAUGUCUUGCUGAAGAAUGACCUGACGGCAGUGCUCGCCGAUUUCGGGCUUGCUGUACGGUUUGAACCUGGAAAGCCUCCGGGGGACACUCAUGGACAGGUGGGAACAAGGAGGUAUAUGGCUCCUGAAGUGUUAGAGGGAGCAAUCAACUUCCAACGAGACGCCUUCCUGAGAAUAGACAUGUAUGCAAUGGGACUGGUCUUGUGGGAGCUAGUCUCCAGAUGUAGAGCAGUCGAUGGUCCUGUGGAUGAAUACAUGCUGCCUUUUGAAGAAGAAAUAGGUCAGCACCCAUCCCUUGAGGACCUGCAGGAAGUGGUGGUUCACAAGAAGAUGCGCCCUGUGUUCAAGGAUCACUGGCUCAAACACCCCGGCCUGGCGCAGCUCUGCGUGACCAUCGAAGAGUGCUGGGACCACGACGCGGAGGCUCGGCUCUCGGCAGGCUGCGUCGAGGAGCGCAUCGCCCAGAUCCGCAAAUCCCUGAACGGCACUACCUCGGACUGCCUCGUCUCCAUCGUGACAUCUGUCACCAACGUGGACUUACCGCCCAAAGAGUCUAGUAUCUAAGCCCUGGUUCGCUUUUGGUCUUUCCAGACUCAGUGGAUUUCAAAAUUAAACAAAAAAGAAGAAGAAAAAGAAGUUUAAAGAAAGAAAGAAAAAAAAAAGUAAAACCAGAGAGGAAAAAACCCAACGAAACCACAAAAAUCCAACAAACACAUGAAUGCAGCUGCUAUUUUAUCUUGACUUUUUAUUAUUAUUGUUGUUAUUAUUAUUAUUAUUAUUAUUAUUAUUAUUUUUGGAUUGGAUCAAUUUUACCAGCACAUUGCUCUACUGUAUUGAAAAACAAAUGGACAUUUCAGCAAGCAUUCAGGUGCCGACUAAUGAAUGCAGAAAAGGUGCAGGUACCUCAGAACCUCAACAAACUCACUUCAGUUGUUCUUUUCUUCAGUUGUCCGGGUUUCUCUUUAUCGGUCUGUCUUCUGAGUGGAGCAUCUGUGACAUAAAGGAAAACCACCUACUCUCCUGGAAAACACAAUGCUGCAAACUGUGGAGGAAACUUAAGACUGUUAUGUAAAGAAUCCACCUUCCUCAAAAGGAUUGUUUUUUUUUCCCCGUUUGAUUUUGGUAUUGGGUUCAGUUCCUUUUUUUUAAUUGUUUUUUUAUUCUGGAAGUGAGCUUCAAAAAAAAACAAAACAGCAGAUGUGUCUUUUACGGAUCUAACGGGUGUCAUUGUCACGGGAAAAACAAGCAGCUGGGCAGAGAAUGUUCAUUCUUGAGGGUACAAUUGAAGGGGGGAGAGUAGAAUAGGGGUGGGGAGAGUGACGUUGGACCUGGCAGCAUUUAGAGAAACAUCAUUUGCUAUGGAGCUACUUCUCAGGUAACCAUUAGAGGAGGGAAAGGACAUUUCUGGGCAGAGUAUUAACCGCUGCAGUGUCUGGAGAAAGCUGAGUUGAAGAGCCAAUGGCUGUAAGCAGGGUGCUAGUUCUUUUACCCUCCAGUCUGAGGCUUGGCUGGUAAAAGAACAAAGCAGAACUAUUAAAUGCCUUUUAUUUUUUUGACUCCAAGUAUUACUGGGAAGGAUGCUUUUAAGUAGUGUAAUCUCAAGAGGUGAGCUCUUAGAAGCACCUUGGUUAAAAAGUGGAAGAAGGGAUAAACUUUGUGUCUUGCUUUAAGUGCCAGUCGGCUGAAGAAGUUCAGCCUCGGGGUUGAUUAAACGCCAGCCCAAGCUAACGGUGCAGAUGGUGAGAAGAGGCAAGGUGUGAAAGCUGGCUCUGUAUUGUUUCAGUUUCAUUUUUAAUUUGGGGGUGGGGAGGUGGAAAUACCUGAACCAGCAGCAGAUGGUUGCUGUGGCAUCUGAGCAGCCUGGGAACUGCCGAGCUGCUGGAUGCGGAGGCAGCUGGGUGGAGCAGUGCUUGUCGCAGCGCCUCUCCCACUGGUUUCUUUGACGCUGCUUUCUCCUUACUCUGUGAUGAAACUUUUGGCUUCAAGUGGUGCAUAAUCUUAAAAUACCGUUACUCUUUUUAUGCCAUAAACUCGCUCUAGUCAGUGAAUGUUCCUAAUGCUGCUGAUUCAACAUGGAAAUAUUUUUUUAAUUUGCAAAACAUGCAAUGUUUAAGAAAAAAAAAACCACACACACAAAAAAACCCUUAAAAAAAACCCCAACAACAACCCAACAAAACCAACAACCCAAGGAAAAGCCCCCCAACACACACACACACACACACACACACACACACACACACAUGUUAUGUGGCUUCCGAGGUUUAAACUGAAAAAGGUUAAAGAAAAAAAAAAACAUAAUGAAAAACUUCAUGACCACAGACCACCUCAAACCAGAAAUACCUCAGAAUUUUCUACUUGUAUGAGUUUUAUUAUAUAUUUUGUUAGUUGUGUUUGUCUUGUAGUAAGUAUAUUUUAAUGUAAGUUGGCUUUUAUGACAAGGGAGUUUUAAAAAAAAAAAAAAAAAAACAAGAGGAAAAAAAAAAAGAAAAAAAAAGGAAAAAAAAAAAAAGGAAAAAAGUUCCAAACUCUUUUAGGAAGUGCUACCAGUUUUGUUCUGUUUUGUUUUCUAAAGCACCAUUGUAAAUAACUGUGUACAAUUGUAGAAUAACUGCCUGUAUAAGGUACCUGGGCAUUAUUCGCUCUUAUGUGUGAAGGCUGUUUCCAUUCUGUGCUCUUUUUUUGGUCUGUUUUAGUGAAAGGACAGUACAUCUUUUUUUCUUUUUAAUCUUUCUUUUUUUCUUUCUGUUUUUGUUUUUUUUAAGUCUUUUUCUGUGGUUUUUUUUUUCCUUUCUUAUUUUUAGUGGUUUUAACUUUGAUUAGAACAUGAGUUCUGUAUCUUGCUAGACUGACAAAGUAAAGUCCACUGGAUGGCCAGAACUUCUAAAUUUGACUUUGCAUUAAGCCAAAAUGCAGUCCUCAACUAAUCACCCUGUCAGGAACCUGUACAAAGCCUGCAGGACGUGAAUGAAUUGGACGUCCUGCCACUGCCAAAUUGUCAGCCUGCAUCCUCCUGCAGAUAUAAUUUAUUAUUAAGCAAACAAAAUUGCUAAUUGGAGAAAAUAUAAAGAAAACUCAAAUAUAUUUCUUGGAAAAUAUAGCUUUAAAACCUAGAGGUCACAGAUGAGGACGUGGUUUUUUAUCUUGAAGAGACAUUAAGAAAAUUGCCUUAAUUUGUCUAUCUGAAUAAAGUCUUAACCUAUUCUUUCAAGUUACUGAAUGUAUAUUGCAUAUUAGUGUGUACACACAUGUAACUGUAUUUCCGUGCGUAGGUUUGGACGUUUCUGUUUCUUGAUGUGCUUCUGUUGAGAACACCCUGACAAGACCAGACAGAACAAUACCAUUUGCACCCAGAUGAUGUCCCCAGUAGUAGUUGGCAUCUUUGGGCCUGAUGCUGCAACAUACCUACGCUUGGCGUUAAGCGUGUAGGUAGCUCUUCUGGUGUCACGACAUUAGGUACUCACUUAAUGUUAAGCGUGAUGGUAAAUGUUUGCAGGAUCAGUGUUUUUCAUGUUUAAUACAUUUCUGCACUGAGCUUUACAUACAAAUGUGACUGUUUUAGAAGUGAAGUGAUGUAAGGGUUGGGGUGGAGUGUAAAGCAGUUACGAUUGAGUGAAUACUUGCUUGGAGGUGGGCUUGCUGCCAUUUGCCCACGAAUGGGAGCCAGCUCAUGCUGAUGCAGAAAGAAAAAAGCUGUACUGUCUUUUAACUGUUAAUAUCUGU
Messenger RNA from Pogoniulus pusillus (Red-fronted tinkerbird), 5170 nucleotides. It is a transcript of the gene ACVR2B, whose product is annotated as activin A receptor type 2B. Gene Ontology annotation, molecular function: ATP binding; activin receptor activity; activin binding. Lineage: Eukaryota; Metazoa; Chordata; Aves; Piciformes; Lybiidae. Gene Ontology annotation, biological process: activin receptor signaling pathway; cellular response to growth factor stimulus; protein phosphorylation. Gene Ontology annotation, cellular component: plasma membrane; activin receptor complex. The record is from RefSeq and is a predicted model, not a curated record. The transcript has 12 exons. Bases 476 to 2014 code for a protein of 512 amino acids.